AUGGAGGGAGCUUUCAAACCCAGACACGGUCGUCGGAAUCAAGAAAAUGUCAAAAUUUGCGUCGAUCUCGAUAGAACUUUGACUUCUUCAACAUGCUGCAGAGUCGUAGAAGAUAUGUUGAAGUACCUGCUGUAUCAGCGGCAUCAAAUUCCUGUUCAGUAUGACAUACUCCUGCGGGAAGCGUCGAUGGUAGAGAAAGAAUGUAGUGAGACUGAAGGAUUUAGUUCGAACGAGGUUUAUCAGUCGAAACAGGAGAGGACAAAGCUGAAACAGAAAAGAAAGAGGCUCCGGUGGUUAGAACAAGUGAAGAAACUUAUAUAUGACUAUAAUGUGAUCAUACAGAAAGUACGAAGUGAAAUAGAAAAAGGAGAUGUUGCUGCUGUCAGCUUUGUUGUAGGAAGUUCUGUAGUAACAAGUAAAGAAUUUUUUUCCAUUAACUUCCCACAUGAUUAUGCAGUAGCUGGUUCUGAUGCGGGAAAUGACCGACAUGUUCUCCUGCAAUUCUUCAGAGCUUUUGUUACCAAUGAGGAUUUAGUCAGAGUGGUAAGUCGACCAUGUAGUAUCCAGAAGCUUUGGGUGAUGUUGCAGAAGUUUGAGCCAUCCUCAACUAACGUUUUUAGUACAGAAGAGAGCGCCCGGACCCAUUCUGAAGUUUGUGAUAUCAUUCCCCGCUGUAACUUCUCUCCAAGCCAGCGUACCCGCAUAGUUAAAAUAUCCGUAAUUCACAAAUCUCCUCUAGGAUCUCCCAUGGAGCUGACACCAAGUAUAGGAAAGCUGGUCUCUCAGUGUGCUUUCAAAUCUAAUAGAAAAAAUUCAAGCAAAAGAUCUCUGGUUUUCAGCAUCAACAACGUAUCUAAGCGUUAUUCUUUCUCAAAUGAUAUGGCUAACCACAGCCAUUCGCAAGACUUGGGAGUCACACCAGUUUCUGUUGAGAAAAAGGGUUCCAAGUAAAAGUUUCCCUCCAGUUCACAACUUCAGUGAUAGUGUAGAUAUGGAUGACUCCAUGUCAGUUUGUAGCAGACCUGAACCACUAGGACUAGUGACACCAAGGAAUAUUCUAAAAGGACCAGAACCCAUAAUAGAAACUCCCACAGUAUCUUCCCACAUCACAAGUGUUCAUUCUACAUCCACUGCUUCACCAAGUAGACUGCUAGCUUCCUGUAUGAGUAACUUUAACAUUUCUGAUGCCUGGAAUGACAAGUCUCCAUCAGAAGAACAGACUGUUAUGUGGUACCAAGUUGAUCAUUCCAUCAAGGGCUUUAAAGAUGUAUGUUUCAGAUAGUUACAAGUAUGUAUGAUUCUGUUAUAUUGGGGGGCAAGAAAAUUAAAAGACGUAUUAUGAAGAGGCUAUGCUUGUCACUUUUCAUAAUUAAUUUGCAUGUCUUCAUUAGAGAGUGACCAAAUUCAUAUUGAAUUAUAUCUAUUUGGGUAUUUUAAUUGUAGAAUUGCAGAAUUUUUAUGUUAAAUUCUCAACAUUAAGAAAUUUUAGUUACAUAGUUAUACUUGUGCAAUAUUUGCAUAGAAUAUAUAAAUAAAAGCUGUUUUGA
Penaeus monodon (black tiger shrimp) is the source of this 1547-nucleotide messenger RNA. RefSeq lists its product as uncharacterized. Gene Ontology annotation, cellular component: nucleus. The transcript is spliced from 4 exons. Gene Ontology annotation, biological process: regulation of exit from mitosis. Lineage: Eukaryota; Metazoa; Arthropoda; Malacostraca; Decapoda; Penaeidae. The coding region runs from base 1 to 951 and encodes 316 amino acids. The record is from RefSeq and is a predicted model, not a curated record.